UCGUAAGCCACCAGGGGAUCCCGUCUCCCCACAAACCAGCGCAUCUCUCGCAGGAGGCUGAGGAGGGGGAGGAGGCGAGGAGCGGGAGGAGGCGAGGAGCGGAGCGCGGGGUUUCGCGGGCGCGCGCUGCGGCUGGAGCGGCGGCGAGGGGCUUCCUGGCCAUGCACCGCCUCGCCCGCGGCGGUUCCGGGCGCCACACUCUCCGCCCGGGCUGCGCCCGCUGUCGCCACCACAAGCUCCUGCGGCCGCCGGCACUGUCCACCGAGGAGCAGAGCUAGCCCUCCCCAUCACCGACUCCCUUCUCCGCGGAGACGCGCCGCCCGGCAGCCCGCGCCGCCCCCUGGUCAACUUUGAGCAAGAGGACAAACAACUUUGGCCGUGGCCGCGGGCUUCGCAUCCCGCUUCUCCUGGUCCGCAGGAGCCUCGCGAGUCGCUGGGGUUAGGUGGGGCGAGAGUUUCCCCGGCGCGUCUGCGCGGCGUCUGGCCGUGGGCAACCUGCUUCCAGCAAGCGGGAGCGGGAGUGUGGCUGCUAGUCAUCUGAAGGUGGGGAACUCGUUUUUCUUUCCCUUGAAGCGCCCUCGUCUGGCUGCUGGAUAAAGCUAUAUCGAAAGCGUGUAAGUAGGCAGAGCAACUGUUAACAGGAAGGCAACCGCCCCAAAGGCAGGGAGGAGCGUGGGGCUUCGUCCGGACUUCUCCCAGUCGCAACAUUAAUCAACAGUCAGGCGUUGGUUGCAAGUUUUCAAGGUCAGCCACCGGCAGCAGCGAUUCCCUCUCUGAAUCUUGGGGAUACGCAGCGCUCGGGUUGGCUUUGGCUGAGAAAUGCACAGGACACCAAACGAGGAAGGAUUGUAGAGGGGAAGGGCUGUGACCCCCAAGACCCAUCCCCCCAACCUCCCCCUAAUCUCCCGUCCCCCGCUGCAGGGGCGGGGGUUAGUAUGUGACAUGUGUCUAACUCUCAGCGGCAACUUUGGCAGCAGGUGUCGGUCCUAAGCAGGAGCCGCCGUUGCCGGGUGCGCCCUCGCCCAGCCAUGCGGGCCGCGGGCGCGCCUCUCGCCCGCACCUCGCGGCUGCUGCUUCUGCUACUGCUGGAGGUUUCCGCUUCUCCUGUCCUCGGGUCCGCCCCUGCGCCCGGGAACGAAAAUUGCCUGGGGGAAAGCUGUUCACCUACACUGAUCCAGCGUCGCAGCAGGGACGCUUGGGGACCAGGAAAUUCUGCAGGAGACCUUCUGCCAACCCGUGCGCCCAGGGAGGAGGAGCAGGAGGCAGCGGUGCGCUUGGCGCCUUCAUGGGACCCACCCGCGGCCCGCGGCGGUGACCCAGGUGCGGGCAGAGGGGCGGAGGCGUCGGCAGUGGAGCCCUCGGGACCUCCAGCCAGACCACCUGGCGCCUGGAGGUGGAAAGGUGCCCGGGGUCAGAAGCCCCCGGGUACUUUGGGGAGAGGGAACCCCACGGCUCUCCAACUCUUCCUUCACACCUCAGAGGAGGAGGAGAAGGGUCCCAGAGGCGCUGGCAUUUCUGGGCGCAGUCAGGAGCAGAGUGUGAGGAAGGAACCCGGAGCCAGCGACCUUUAUUAUUGGCCAAGGAGAGCCGGGAAACUCCAGGGUUCCCACCUCGACCCCCAACCCAAGACGGUCAAUGGACCGUCGGGGCACGAAGGGCGGACGAUUGCACCCCCUGGCAGGGCGCUGGCUCUGAAUGGGUCCUCCCUUGAAGGAGUUCACGAACGCGGGGGUCCUCGGCGGGGGAACAGCACGAACCCGCGCUUGCGACUGAAGAACCCUUUCUACCCACUGACCCAGGAGUCAUACGGAGCCUAUGCGGUCAUGUGUUUGUCGGUGGUGAUCUUCGGGACCGGCAUCAUAGGCAACCUGGCGGUGAUGUGCAUCGUGUGUCACAACUACUACAUGCGGAGCAUCUCCAACUCCCUCUUGGCCAACCUGGCCUUCUGGGACUUUCUCAUCAUCUUCUUCUGCCUUCCGCUCGUCAUCUUUCACGAGCUGACCAAGAAGUGGCUGCUGGAGGACUUCUCCUGCAAGGUCGUGCCCUAUGUAGAGGCUGCUUCUCUCGGAGUUACUACGUUCACCUUAUGUGCUCUGUGUAUAGACCGCUUCCGUGCGGCCACCAACGUCCAGAUGUACUACGAAAUGAUAGAAAACUGUUCUUCCACAACCGCCAAACUUGCCGUUAUAUGGGUGGGUGCUCUCCUGUUGGCACUGCCCGAAGUGGUGCUCCGCCAGCUGAGCAAGGAGGACCCGGGCUUCAGCGGGCGCGCCCCCGCGGAACGCUGCAUCAUCAAGAUCUCCCCGGAUCUCCCCGACACCAUCUAUGUUCUAGCGCUCACCUACGACAGCGCCAGACUCUGGUGGUACUUCGGCUGUUACUUCUGUUUGCCCACACUUUUCACCAUCACCUGCUCUUUAGUGACUGCAAGGAAAAUCCGCAAAGCCGAGAAAGCCUGUACCCGGGGGAAUAAGCGGCAGAUUCAGCUAGAAAGCCAGAUGAACUGUACAGUCGUGGCUUUGACCAUUUUAUAUGGAUUUUGCAUUAUUCCUGAAAAUAUCUGCAACAUUGUUACUGCUUACAUGGCUACAGGGGUUUCCCAGCAGACAAUGGACCUUCUUAAUAUCAUCAGCCAGUUCCUUUUGUUCUUUAAGUCCUGUGUGACCCCUGUCCUACUUUUCUGUCUCUGCAAACCCUUCAGCCGGGCCUUUAUGGAGUGCUGCUGCUGCUGUUGUGAUGACUGCAUCCAGAAGUCUUCCACGGUGACCAGUGACGACAAUGACAACGAAUACACCACAGAACUGGAGCUCUCACCUUUCAGUACCAUACGCCGGGAUAUGUCCACGUUCGCGUCCGUUGGAACUCAUUGCUGAAGCACAGCCUUUGGUUUGCUUAGGUUUCUUUAUUUGUUUCAUUUUCAUAUCCUGUGAAAGUUUUUACUUCGUAUUUUUCCUUAGUGGGAAAACAUGCAAAAAAGGAGAGAAAUAUUAACUACUGUAGAACUGAUUUUGCAAAUUUAUAUCUGUGCUUCGAAAAAAAAAGUUUAUAUUUAGUUAUUUAAGAAGUAUGAGGAGGCCAAUAGUUUUAGAUCAUUUUAUCUGGUAUGGUGCUAAUAUUUUAUUUGAAAAAAGUGACUGCACCUUAAUUAAUUGCUAACUUUCUUUUGUUCUUUUAAAAAUAUAAUCACUGUAUAUUGAUUAUAGCCAUGUGAUUUUGUAGGCUAUUUUAUGUUUGAGUUGUGAUUGAAAGUAUAUUGUAUAUGGUAUCGUGAGGUGAGUUGUAGUUAAGAAGCAUUCACAAAGUAGCACCAAAUAAAUUACACUUUAUUCUUUAAUGUCAUUGUCAAUCUACUUUUAACCAAGAUUCAAUAAAUCUUUUAAUUGCCUUAAAUACACAAUUACUGAUUCUAUGCACAAUUCAAAAUCAGCCUUAUUGUUUUAUAAUUCUAUUUUCCUUUAAGGUGGGCAAUCACUAUGAUAUAAAGACAUUUUCCUAACAGUACUAUUUUAUAUGCAUGAUUCAUAAAACUAUACUGUAUGUUUAAAAAAUUGUAUUUUUAAUAUUCAGCUAGAGAUAUAAAAUUACUUCCAAAUAUUUAUAAAAUAUGAAUAAAUAGACAGCAGAGUA
This is a messenger RNA of Balaenoptera acutorostrata (minke whale), 3627 nucleotides long. RefSeq names its product G protein-coupled receptor 37 (gene GPR37). The record is from RefSeq and is a predicted model, not a curated record. Gene Ontology annotation, biological process: positive regulation of MAPK cascade; adenylate cyclase-inhibiting G protein-coupled receptor signaling pathway. The transcript has 2 exons. The coding region runs from base 1029 to 2873 and encodes 614 amino acids. Lineage: Eukaryota; Metazoa; Chordata; Mammalia; Artiodactyla; Balaenopteridae. Gene Ontology annotation, cellular component: plasma membrane; signaling receptor complex. Gene Ontology annotation, molecular function: prosaposin receptor activity; G protein-coupled peptide receptor activity.